CUUUCGUCGAUUGUCGGAUCAUCUCUUACUCAUUGUUGACAACAGUUCCCGGCCAGCUUCUUCUGGAGUGUGAGUCGGGUUUUCUUCUCGUCGGCUUGUGGAAAUUUACCAAACCCGGGAUUGAGCCUCCUUUAGCAUUCGUCAACAAUCGAAUCGAGCAUGAUUACUACGACGGAAACCGUAGCAUCACCUGAGCCAGCGUCUUUCCUAACUACCUCUGGAGCUUUGACAGCGACACCUCAGAACGAGGAAUGCAUCAAGAAGCGGUCACCUGCCGAAGCAGCGGCAGCAGCGAGACGAAAAAGGCGACGGGCUUUGGUCAGACGGACGCAUUCUCCGAAGAACGUCCCCACUAGACAUUGCGGAUCCUCCAGUCCACUUUCGCCGAAUCGGAAACCAACGUUAAUUCAAGCUACAGUCGAAGGGAUCCGAGAGAUUUCCGUCCGAUGGACCCGGGGAGACACAGUGGCAAUUCCAACCGAAUAUCCGGGGGAGUGGUCGGAGCGGAUACGAAGGUUGCAGGGAUCUGACUUGUGCCGUUGCCCCCACGUCUUGGUGCCAUCAUCGUUGGAUGUUCCCUUUCUAAAAAAAAUGCUCCCACCUAGACCAUACGCUAUGCGUGGAAAAGAUGGUGUUGCAAACUCUGUACACGCGUUCUCGGAAUCACAACAAGUCCUGCAACGCCUAGCGACACGCAUUUGGCCCGGCCCGGUCAACAUACAUGUAGCUGUGGUCGACGAAAACGCUGAUUGUUCUGGUCUAUACAGUAGUAGAGACGGGAAAAAGUAUUUGACCUUGCGUUCUCCUGGCCACCCCUUGGCCGUCAAGGCCUUGCUGGAGCAAGUUCGGGUAGACGAUAGUUCUGUGUUGGUGGGUCUUCCUCUUUACCAUGACAGUGGAGCACCGUGUACAGCCGCAAUGAAUGUUGCUUCGCGCUUAUUUGAAGAACAUGACGAAAAUAACAGUCGGCCAUGGCCAUCGGCUGUCUUAAACGGCGAGGAGCGACGGGAAAUUUUUGCAGUUCCGACGUGCGAGCACGGACGGGUGUGGCCAAUCAGUCUUUGGAUUGACGCCUCACGGCGAUUGGUUACAAUCCGGGGACAAGAUCCGGGCGUCAAUUCGACAACAAUGCCUUUGAGUCCACAAAACGUCAUGAGCUCUCUUUACAGCACCUCACAUAGACGAAACAGCGGCUUGUCGGACAAGUCCAUGAAAGAAUUGUUGAUACAAGCUGUGGUGCGAAAAUGGAAAGUUGUGGAGGAAUUGACGUGA
This is a messenger RNA of Phaeodactylum tricornutum CCAP 1055/1, 1272 nucleotides long. RefSeq lists its product with no specific name. NCBI's taxonomy places the organism in Eukaryota, Bacillariophyta, Bacillariophyceae, Surirellales, Neidiaceae. The record is from RefSeq and is a predicted model, not a curated record. Bases 160 to 1272 code for a protein of 370 amino acids. The transcript is spliced from 3 exons.